Molecule: messenger RNA, 3548 nt
Organism: Diabrotica virgifera virgifera (western corn rootworm)
Lineage: Eukaryota; Metazoa; Arthropoda; Insecta; Coleoptera; Chrysomelidae
Gene: Tango11
Product: transport and Golgi organization protein 11
Exons: 2
Coding region: 164-826 (220 amino acids)
Source: RefSeq, a predicted model, not a curated record
UCUUCUAAUCUUCCUGGUGGGGUAAUUAAAAAUACAGUUUUUUUCUUUUUAUUCAUUACUGUAAUGUCAAAAAACAUUUUUUAUGUACUUUAAUACAUAAAGAGUAAUAUAAUUAGUUAGAUAAUUUUAAGUUCAAAGACCCUCGUUUGUAAUAAACGCCAAAAUGUCCACAAAUUCUAGUCCGACCCAUUACACAGAAGAUGCGUUUGUCAGUGAUGCUAAUUUUAAAGUUGGAAUUAAUCAAAAGAUGAAGGUUCCCGACAGGAUUAGUUUUGCCACAGAUUUAAACGGAGAGAGCAGAGGUUCAUGGACCAGGGAUAACUUGAACAUGAACGUCCCAGAAAGGAUAUUGGUAGCAGGUCAACAUCAACAUGUUGGUACUAGAGCCCCACCUAGAGAAAUAGUAUUCGAUAAUGCAAUCAUUGCUAAGGACCCACACCCAUACGAUCUACCACGAGUAGCAACCCCACCACGUACUUUAACCCUCGACAAAUAUCCGUUCCCAGGAGUGGAUGAAUAUCAAGACCACGACAUAGAAGACCACCUACCUGUAGUAAAAGCCACCCCCAAAGUUCGUAUGAACGACGUAAGCUUUCAAUUAGGAAAUUCUUUUAACGAAUCGACCCAAAUAUAUUCAGGUGCUGGAGAGGGACUGACACCCGCCGAAGAAGUGAUGCAUUUACGACGACAGAUGGCGAAGUUGAACAGGAGGAUCAUGGCGUUAGAAUUGGAGAAUAUUAAUAGAUUACAAAAAGAAAAAAUAGUGGUUGGUUUCGGUGUCGCCUAUUUCCUUUUAAAAGUUAUAAUUUGGAUGAAUAGGGAUUAAUGUUUUGAAUUUGUGUUAUAGAAUAGUCUGGGAGGUCAAAGUAGUCCGAAAAUUGGUCAGAUCAAUAAGUAUUAAUGCCGAUUUUAAAAGCUAAACUGAAACAAGUGCUGUAUUUUGCAUUUUGACGAAGUUUAUCUGUCAUAUUUUUGGUGAUUAUUCGUGAUAGUGAAUUCAUUGCAUUUAUUAAAAAUAUGAGAAAUAAGGUUCAUAUCAUCCACCAAGCAAGGUAUCAUUAUUUAGGUUCCUUUUAUGUAAUGUUAUUGGGGCAAACAAAAGGUUUUUUUUAUAAAGAAACGACAGAUCCAAAAUAUUUCGCUUAAAAAGUGAAAGAUUUUAAAAUUGCCUAUUUAAGGCCAUUAUUUGCAAAACUCACUCUUUGCUUUUCGAAAAAAUUUUGGGAGGUCGAAGAAAAAAACGAUUAACAGCCAAAUAGUGUUUAGUUCACAACAUAAAGAAUUUUAUUAAUGUUGCUUAGAGUUUAAGCAACAUUAUUUGACAUAGAACGUCAAAGCAUAACUGAAAAGUCUCAUUGUUCCGAAAUAAAAAAAUAUUGAUUUUAUUGCUAAAUGACUAAUGACACUACCGCCAUUAAGCGGAACAGAGCAAAAUGCAAAAUUUUGACUCAUGUCAAAAUUUUCAUUGUGUUUUAAAUGUAUUCAUUUUUUUCAAAUCCUGAGAAAACUAAUAAGUAUUUUUGAAAAAUUUAAAUGCAGAAUGAAAGACUACUUUAUUACCGAGAGCCGAAAGUCCCUUAGAAUAAAUAAAUUUUUUUCUUUGGAAUGAAAUAUUUGCAAUUAAAAAUCACACUAAAUUUUCUCUUUUAUUUUCACCCCUGUAACUUAUUAAAAUAAACAUUAUAAAAAACAUGAAGAGAAGUAUCCAUAUUUCUCAAAUGUGGUCUCGAAGUAACAAAGUACAAAAAACUCGAAGAGGUACCACAAAGUUUUCGGGGACAUUAUAGAAGUUUUCAGGGACUUUCGGCCCCUGGUAAUAAUGUAAUCUUUCAUUCUGCGUUUAAAUUUUUUAAAAAUAUUUAUUACGUUUUUAUAUAUAUGUACGUAUACACGUAUUUAUAUUACGUUUAUAGAUAUUAAAGCUGCUUUUGAUUCUAUAAAUAGAGAAGUAAUAUGGUCAGUAAUGGAAGAUCUGCAAAUUCCUCAAAAGAUAGUAAGCGUGGUAAAAACUACAUAUAGUACUUGCUAUAAAGUACAAAUAAACGGAAACAUCGCCAACAAUAAACCUAAGGAGACGAAUAAAACAAGGGGACAGUCUCAGUCCAGUUUUCUUUAUAUUAGUAAUGGAUAGAGUAAUGAAGAGCGCUAAGAGAAGGUCAAGGCAAUUACAGUCAAUAAUAGGGUACAGGAAUUUAGUACCAGUGAGAAUGGAGGGGUUACUAUAUACAGAUGACUUAGUAAUAAUAGCAGACAAUAAAGAGAAAAUGCAAAAAUUAAUCGAUAUCUGUGUGAAGGAAAUAGAAAAUUUGAAAAUGGAGGUAAAUGUAAAGAAAACGAAGACCAUGAUAGUAACCCAAAAGAAAAGGUAAGAAAUAAACCAAACGAUACUUAGGUGCAAAAACUAAAUAAUAGAAACAGUCUCGACGUUUGAAUACCUUGGAGUAAUAAUAUCAGAGGAUGGAAAGAUAGAUCAAGAAAUCUCAUACAGAGCGAAAAGAGCAAAUAAGAUCUACUAUGCACUAAAUAAAACAAUAUUUGGAAAGGAAGAAAUAGAUAAAGAAAUAAAACUGAAGGUAUACAACGCAAUCACUGUACCAACUUUAAUAUAUGCAAGUGAGACAUGGGUAAACAAUGCAAAAAUAGACAGUACAAUAAACGCAGCGGAGAUGAAGCAGCUAAGAAAAAUAACAGGAAAAACGAAAUUGGACAGAAUAAGAAAUGAAGAUAUUAGACAAAGACUGAAACAGGAAUCGAUAAUAACCAAGGUACAAAAAAGAAAAUUAAAAUGGUAUGGACACAUUAACAGAAUGGAUCAGGGAAGACUACCAAAGCAGGUGAUGGAAUCGAAAAGAUAUGGUAAAAGAAGGAAAGGGAGGCCAAGGAAGAGAUGGAUCGAUCAGAUUAUAGAAAUUGGACAGGAAAAAGGAAAAACACAUCAACAAAUGAAAGAGUUAGCAAAGAACCGCAAGAAAUGGAAGAGAUGGAUAGAAGAUGAAUAAAACCUCCGAAGGAGUUUCGAGAAAGAAGAUGAAGAAAAAUAUUUAUUAGUUUUCUCAGGAUUCGAAAAAAAAUGAACACAUUGAAAAUUUUGACAUGCUUCAAAAUUUUGCAUUUUGCUCUGUUUCCCUGAAGUGUUUAAAUGAAGAUUUUUUGAUUGUGAUAUUCAAGUUAAAAACUAUCUCUUGAUAAUUUCUGAAAUAAUUGUCCUUUUUUUUUAACAAAGGAAACACGAAAUUUGAUAAUUUGACGGUUCGAACAUUUAAAUUUGAAAACUGACCAAUACGUCUGUAAUAUUAUUAGAAAAAAUAGGAUUGCUUUGGACCUCCUGUAGUCUAAUGUAUAUCUUAAAAAUAUUUUAUUAAUAAUAAUUGGUAUUAUCAUCAUAAUAUUAUAUUGACUAAAGACAAAAUGACUGUACUUUUAAUUUAUUUUCCUGGUUAUAGUUGUAAACGAUUGAAUUUUUAAGUAACAUUUAUUCACUGGUUAUUUACAUUUGUAUUAUGUAAAUUCAAUCUAUUUUUUUCAAUAAAUUGUUAUCUUAAAAAUAA